UUGUAGUUGGGAUUUUUUUCUUUUUUUUUGCUUUAUUUUCUGGCCACUGCCACAAGCAUAGAUUCUCUAUGUUGCAAAACCAGAGCCCCCCUCCUCUCCUAGCUGGGUGGCACAGGAAUGGAUGAAUGUGCUCUGCCUCUGAUUGGAUUCUGUCCGCUCGCAAAAGAUUUCCUGCUUUUUUUUCCUUGUCUUUUUAGCUUUCCUUUUCAUGGAUGCCCUCUCCCUUAACCUUUUACAUUUCCUAGGCUGCUUUAGGUGUGUGUAGCUGGCCUAGAGUGGUGUGGUCUACACAUUACUCAUAGUCACAUACAUACAUUAAUUGUGAUGCAUAUUUACACGUUUUAUUCCCAUCCCUUUUGGCUAUAAAUACACAAUAGCAUUCUGGGUUUUCAUCAUUGCACCACAUCUUCUCAAGCAUUGCAGUAGGUAGACUGUGUAGUGCAGAUUAUUGAACAGCAAAGAUGAGCCGUAAUACACACCCCAACACUGGCUCUGGUAGUCGAACUGCUAGAACAGUUGAGUUUGGAAGGACCUACGUAGUGAGGCCCAGAGGAAAACAUCAGGCCACUAUAGUUUGGCUUCAUGGCCUCGGUGACAAUGGCUCAAGCUCUUCCCAGCUCUUAGAAUCCCUUCCUCUUGCAAAUAUUAAGUGGAUCUGCCCAACUGCUCCUACACGUCCAGUGACACUACUUGGGGGUUUUCCUUGCACUGCAUGGUUUGAUGCAGGAGAGCUCUCAGAAGAUGGUUCAAAUGAUUGGGAAGCUUUAGAUGCUUCAGCAGCACAUAUUGCAAACUUGCUGUCAACUGAGCCAGCUGAUGUUAAAGUUGGUAUCGGAGGCUUCAGUAUGGGUGCUGCAAUGGCCCUUUACUCUGCCACUUGCUAUACUCUAGGAAGAUAUGGAAACAGUAAUCCAUACCCUGUCAACCUAAGGGCAAUUAUUGGACUAAGUGGAUGGCUUCCAGGGGCAAGGAGUUUAAGAAACAAAAUACAAAGUUCACAUGACGCUGGCAGGCGUGCUGCUUCCUUACCAAUUUUGCUUUGUCAUGGAAUGAGUGAUGACGUUGUUAAUUAUAGACACGGUGAAAAAUCAGCCCACUCCUUAAAUUCAGCAGGAUUUCGCAACCUGACAUUCAAAUCCUAUGAUGGGCUUGGUCACUACACAAUACCCGCAGAGAUGGACGAAAUUUGCAAUUGGCUUACCCCAAAACUAGGGCUUGAGGGUUUUCGCCCAUGAUUGUGCGAUGGGACUAGAACUUGGAGCUAGUGAGUAGGAGAGAUUAUCAAAACAAAUAAUUUUGAAAGGCGAGCAGCUUUUGAAUGCGUAUGUACAAGUAGAUGGUACAUAAAAUGGAGCACAAGUUAUAUCGUAUAGUUAAAUUAACCUUCCUAAUUCACUAUGUCAUCUUCUAUACUAAAUAAAAAUUUUGGAUGUACUCCUCUUUUUGUUUAAGUUUCUAGUGCUUUCCAAUUCCAG
Quercus lobata is the source of this 1475-nucleotide messenger RNA. RefSeq names its product acyl-protein thioesterase 1 homolog 1-like. Gene Ontology annotation, molecular function: hydrolase activity. Bases 462 to 1235 code for a protein of 257 amino acids. The record is from RefSeq and is a predicted model, not a curated record. Lineage: Eukaryota; Viridiplantae; Streptophyta; Magnoliopsida; Fagales; Fagaceae. The transcript has 9 exons.